Talaromyces rugulosus is the source of this 3648-nucleotide messenger RNA. RefSeq lists its product as uncharacterized. The transcript is spliced from 5 exons. The record is from RefSeq and is a predicted model, not a curated record. Gene Ontology annotation, molecular function: hydrolase activity. Gene Ontology annotation, cellular component: extracellular region. Bases 1 to 3648 code for a protein of 1215 amino acids. NCBI's taxonomy places the organism in Eukaryota, Fungi, Ascomycota, Eurotiomycetes, Eurotiales, Trichocomaceae.
AUGCAUAUUACUCCCAUUCUACUUGCCGCGGCAGGCUUUGCUCUGACCAGAGCAGAUGUUACACCAGGGACCCUAUCUCAAGUCACUGACUUUGGGUCAAACCCGGCUGGUGUUGGAUUCUACAUCUAUGUGCCUCAGAAUUUGGCAACGAGCCCGGGAAUCAUCGUGGCUAUCCACUACUGUACUGGAACCGGAGAGGGGUACUAUUCCAAUUCCCCCUAUGCCCAGUUGGGAGAGGAAUAUGGUUUCAUUACCAUCUACCCAAGCAGCCCAUACAGCGGUACCUGCUGGGAUGUGAGCUCGGAAGCUACUCUGACUCAUGAUGGUGGAGGUGACAGCAACUCGAUUGCCAACAUGGUCACCUGGACAAUUGAACAGUAUAAUGCGGAUGCAUCCAAGGUCUUUGUGACGGGUUCUAGCUCUGGAGCAAUGAUGACGAACGUCAUGGCGGCUACCUACCCUGAACUGUUCGCCGCAGCCACCGUCUACUCUGGAGUCCCAGCUGGUUGCUUCGUCUCGUCCACCAACCAAGUCGAUGGGUGGAACAGCAGUUGUGCCCAGGGCCAAGUCAUUGCAACACCGCAGGCCUGGGCUACAAUUGCUGAAGACAUGUAUCCUGGAUACAACGGGUCGCGGCCCAAGAUGCAAAUCUACCAUGGUAGUAUCGACACCACUCUUUAUCCGGAGAACUACAAUGAGACGUGUAAACAGUGGGCGGGCGUUUUUGGGUACGACUAUGACUCUCCCCAGACGGUCGAAAACAAUGAGCCCCAGGCAGAUUACACGACCACGAAUUGGGGGGCUGACCUCCAGGGGAUAUACGAGAGCUCCGUCGCUGUGAUUCUAGAGGAAAUAGGCUGUGAGGUGGCUGGUUUAGGAAUUAAAUUCAAGAUAAUAUAUGGCCAGAAUAGCUCUAUAAAGCAAGUCGCAGCUGCAGCGCAAUCAUCAAGGCACGUCUUCGGCCGUGCGCUCUCGUUGGCCAGCCUGUCGUCCGUCCUGUACCUCGUCAUGUGCCCCGCAUACAUCCGCCCACGUCCUCCAGCUCACGCCGUCAUCAUUGUAAACAGCCGCCUCCUUUCACUAUCACUUUCUGUCUCGCCCAUCAUCAGCACCAUCCACGUCUUCCUCACUCUGGUGUCAGCCGAGCACAGCAGUGCCAGCGACUCCAAUACGGCCCCUAGACUCCAAUAUCCAACCUUCCCAUCGAUCGGCCAGUCUGUCGAAGAGCUGCUAUCCCAGUCUCGACUAGCCAUGCCAGGUGGAGACGCUCAACCUGCACGGCCACCCAGUUCUCUGAGCGAGAGCUGGGCAACACUCAGCACCUCAGAUACGCACUCUGAAGAUGACGCUCGAUCCGAACAAACCGACAACGCCUCUCUAAUCGGUCAGAGCGGCCCCGACGAUGUCGCCAGCCUUGACGGUACAACAUACGAUGACGAGGAGGAAAACUUUGUUGAUGAAGAAGAUGAUGAGGAGGAGGAGGAGGACGAUGACGACGAAGAGGAGGAGUAUGGGGAUAAAGAGAGUGUGUUGUCAGAUCCACCACGUCCAUUUUUUACUCAUGACGACGAUGCUGUAGAUGACACGCCCAAGGCCAGUUUACUGCAGACAUCCGAGUCCAUCGAGUUUAUUGAGCCUGAGCAGUGGCCUGAAAUGGAGCGGGUUGAACUGAAGCACCUUGUCCAUAUCCUCAGCAAGGAAGAGGCCGCGGCCAUAAAGGCAAAUAUUCCAAAGUCAUUACAUCACAGCGACCUAGCCAUCACUCUCCAGCAAACCAUGACGAAGGAGGGAUUGGCCUUGGACAAGCCCUUUCGGGUUCUCUACGUCGGAAACCCAGACUUCCGAAACAUCAUUCUUGACAAGAUUGGUGACGUAUUGGUAUCGAGCUCUACCGGUAGCCUGACUAGCUCUACAGAAUCUUCGCGGUAUCAUGUUGUCCCCACUUCGUUUGGAGUUGGGGCUACACCAAACUAUGCUGAGCUUCUUCCUAUCCAUGUUCAACUGAUCGUUGACGAGUGUGUAUCGGCUUCCUCUGUCAAGCCCAACAAUAUAACAUUGAAAUUCAAGAACCGACCAUCGUGCACUUCUUCCUGGACUGGGUCGGAGCACCAGAUUGAAUCAGAGGCUGAUUGGAGCCUGCCAGAUCUUUCCGUCUUCUUCGUUUCUGAUCGUGACAGUGAAGCAGCUAUUCGGACAUGGACGCUGGCUCACACGUUCAUGAAGACUCACGGAAUCCCGGUUAUGGUCAUCUCAGAGGAACCGCUCUGGAAAAAGCCUGGCCAGCACCUCUUCACUCUUGAUUAUCACAGUCUACACAUGCGUCUAGAAUCUCGUCGUCCCCUCACAGGAGACAUGGUCCUUUUGAGACGCUAUCCCAUUGACGUCAAGACGUUCGAGUCGAUCACUCCCAGUCAACUCAACCGGCAUCUCGCGUCUCUUUCUGCUUUGUACCCGAAGCCAACGAUGAUUCCCGUACCGCCCUCGCCCGUGACCCCUGAAACUACCAAGGUCUUUUACGACAGCGAAAAGUAUCCGACAAUGAAUAUAUUUUCCCCUUAUGCGGGGCGUGCUCAAGACUUUGCGCUUUACUUGCGUCUUGCGGUGUCGGCUAUAGGUAUCAUUCUUGCUGUCUGGCUAGGCUAUACUCUGUCAUUUCUUUGCGUGCAGUACUUCCCUGGUUCUGCCAUAUCUAAUAUGAGUAGCCUUACGCCAACCACAACCAUGACUGCGGAAAUUAUCUCGUCCACGAGUUUAACGGGGACGACGUCGGUGGCAUUGAAAACCCCCCACCGGAUUGACUCGCUCUCAAUCUCAAUGGCGAAGGACCUUACUGAAGUGUCAAGUCUGCUUUCAGAUUCCACAGCAGAUGAAUUUCAGUUUCAAAUUGUUGGGGACUGUCAUGUUGUCAUUAAGCUGCCUCUGGGGGCGAAGCAAAGUAAGUUCGAUGCCUUCGUGGUACGUGAUGGGGAACCGCUUCCCUUUGAGCUUUCCAAAAUAUUUGACGGAGUGUACACACUUCGACUCAACCGCGAGGACGCCUAUGGACUGGUCAACUUGACCGUUUCUAUGAGGGCGCGGCGUGCAAAGCUACACACUUUAGAGCUGGACUUUGGUACUCCAUGGUUGAAGAUGGAGAAUUGGAAGCGAGCUGCACAAGCUCUGUCCUCUCAGAUUCGACGGGAUCUUGUUCAUGCCCAGACUGGGCUUACCGAUAUUUACUCUCGGUUUACCACGGAUGUCCAGGUAUGGGUGGGCGAUGUGGUCAAAAAGUCGCAUUCUCUUGGACAAGAUGAGUCCUUCCGUCGCGGCUCUACACGGCUCUGGGAAAGCGGGGAUGCGAUCAUAGCCCGGUCAAAGCAACUCGGCAAUGUUGUUGCGCGCAAUGCCAUGCAACGACUCGGUGCAGCUUCGGUGGCUGUGGACAGGCUACAACAACAGAGCCGGGUGCUGACCACGGAAGCCCGGGAGAUGUACAAGAGUCUUGUUGUUUCUCUUUAUCCGCGUCCACAGAAUAUGGAAUGUCUCAAUGACCGCCUCCGGGAAAUGAAGCCUACGGCUUCCCUGAGCCGGGCUCAGAGGCUGGCGAAGAGGCUUGUAGGGCAGAACAGCAGACGCACGUGUGCCAAGGCACAUAAUAGGCGCAAGUAG